Molecule: messenger RNA, 504 nt
Organism: Triticum turgidum subsp. durum (durum wheat)
Lineage: Eukaryota; Viridiplantae; Streptophyta; Magnoliopsida; Poales; Poaceae
Source: the annotation of a GenBank genome assembly
AUGAAGAAGGUGCGGGCGAGGCCGCGGCGGAUCCCGGCGUUCGGGGAGUGGAACUACUACGACGACGGUGGGUACGGGUACGGCGACGGCGCCGGGGACUGGCCGGUCACCCAGUGCUUGGACUCCGCCAUGCAGGCCGGCCUGUUCGUCUCGCUGCCGACUUCACCGAAGCCACUCAAAAAGGUGGUAAAGUGGAGUGACAGCGGUACACUUGAGGUGGACGGGGAGCAGAGGCAGAGGCAGAGGCAGAGGCAGAAGGUGGUGGUGGGGCUGCGCGAAGAGCACGGGCCGAAGAAGCCCAUAGAAAUUUACCUGAAAGUGUCCGACGCCGACGCCCACCUCGCCGCAAGCUGCAACAAAGCUUCUCGCAGGGCGAGGGCGGUCAAAGCCGUGGACGAGGACCUCUACGUGAUCCCGCCGGACAUGCUCUGCCACAAUAAUAACCAACGCAAGAGGCUGACGAAACGGCUGUGGAUCGGGUGCCUGGGAUGCGUCUCCGCCUAG